AUGCCACUGAAGUAUAAGAACGAGCAACAAUGUCACAAUGCCCGACUGGAAUCUAAGCGCAGGUGUUAUGAAAGGCACAAGCUUGAUGAGCGCUUGAAAUCUAGGACUCAUUGGCGCAAGCAUCUGGGAGCUACUGUGGCUACCCAACAUUUUAUAGCACGACUAGAUUUGAUAUGGCUCAAUCUUGGCUAUCAGCCAGGCCAUUCUCAAUACACUGUUCUCCAGUCACAGGGCCUCACACUUGUCCACAAAGUGGAUGACGAAGGUUGGCAGGUUGUAAGGCCAACUUAUGAAUGCAUAGUAGCAGAGGCGCAAGAACUUCUUUCAGAGGCUAGGGAGGUGCUUGCAGGCGCAUUACAUGCAGAAGCCGCUGUUGACAUAGUGGAGCUGCAUUGCGAUGCAUGGGACAAAGCACUCUCAUUGAUGGAUGAUAGCGCAGAUAUGUACUUUGAAGCUCUCAUGUCUGAUCAGUUGCUCAAGCAAGAUUGGUGUAUCAACGAUCAGCAUCAGAAAGCCCAAAGCCAUGUAGCCGAGGAGCGCAGGCUUUACCACAAACAUUCUUGCUUCACUCGUACAUUUUCUGGCAAGGUAGCCUCUGAAACGGAAUUCUUCAUAGCUGAACAUGAGCCAUCUUUAGUCGUCUCUCACCCACCAUCAGGAGUCGACAUAACUAUGGAAGAUUUCGGGUUUGAUUCACAUACACACACUGACACUGAACUUAUAGACUAUGACAUGGUGGAUCCUGCAUAUGAGAAUUUUUUGAAGGAGUCUACUGUUGGGCCGAAGAAAUGUCUCAGGUCAACCGGUGACCGCACAAUGGCUCUCUGGCUUCAUGAGCGCGAUGUAGCGAUGGUCGCAGCGUUGGGCUCAAAACCACAUAUUUCCAUACUCAUGUCAACACCCAAAACAUAUGCACACAUGUCCGAGCCACUCCGUAUCGGAUCCGGCGCAUCGGACCUUCGGACAUCGCAUCGGCCGAUCGCACUUCGCGCACACUUGUCCAUCCCGUGUCCUGUCCAUCCGAACUAG
Molecule: messenger RNA, 1029 nt
Organism: Suillus bovinus
Lineage: Eukaryota; Fungi; Basidiomycota; Agaricomycetes; Boletales; Suillaceae
Exons: 6
Coding region: 1-1029 (342 amino acids)
Source: RefSeq, a predicted model, not a curated record